UAAUGGACUGAAACCCUAGCUGUGGGCAGAAGUGAGGGAAGAAAGCCUCGUAAGCUCAUGGAAGCCAUUUUGGAUUCCCAGAUCAAAGCUUUUGUUUGUCCCACGUUAAGUCUUGUAUUCCCCUUCUCUCCCACCUUUCUUUUUUUUAAAAAAAGUCUCCGCUGCACCUAAUUAAAAGGAAUAGGUUCUACUCCUGCAUCACUCAAAUCUUAAAUCAGUUUGACUCUGUCUAAUUAUGGCAAAGUCAUCAAUCACAAUCACCAUAUUGUGCCUCGAGACUGGGAGACUUGUCGCGUGUUCCUUCAGACAGGAUAGUUUCCUUCCCUCUUUGGCUACACCAACCCCUCCUCCUGCUGCCCCAAAGGCCGAGAGCGAAAUGCAGCCAGUCUUUUCCUUUUCUGUUUUUUGCAAGAACCAUAAUAAAAAAAAAGCACCUCCCCGGAUAAAGCUGGCAUGUUCCCCUUGUUAAAAGUUUAUCCGCUGAGGCCUGGUUUGGGAGAGACUUUGUUAACCCUCCCUGUGCCAAAGCAAACGGGGCUCACUGGAGAAGAACGAAUGUGCGGCUAAGUGGCCUCGGGGUUGCCUGAGCAGCUGGGUCUUUCUUCAAAAGCUGAUAAAAAGUCCUGGUUGGCAAGGAAGCCCUCUCUCUCUCUCUCCCCCCCACUCUCCUAGCCUGUAGUCCGUGCUCGGCCUGACUUGGCCCUGCCAGCCUCAAUCUCGAGGCAGACAGAAAUAGCUUGGCACCAUGUGGCUUUUGAGUCACUCAGCAUCUCUGGACGGCAUCUGCUCCUUAAGGAUACCCAGGCAGAUUCUGCCCCGCAGGGCGCACAGCCGACGUCGCCUUCUUCUCCAGACGGGUCCUCCAGGCCGAGCUUGUGGCACGGGGACUGGGGAGCACGAAAACAGAAGUGGGUGUGUUUAAGAAAACCGGAGGAAGGGGCUGCUACAGAACGAGCCGUGCCGCCGGAUGGGUCCCCUGCUAGUCGUCGCUAUUCCGAACAUCCAGCCCUGUCAUCUUAGCCGAGUGUGAAGCAUAUGGGAGGACCAAGCGGGGAGGUGGAAUCGGGGGGCGUGGAAAGAGCCCCUUCUGCGCAGCUGCGUGCCGAGUCGCUUCGGAGUAAGGUGGGGAGCAGCCGUGGAGUCCCAGGGCCAGCCAAUGGGGUGGCUCAGUUAAAAGAGGAUGACCUGGAGGCUCUCGCUUGUGGACCGCAGUAUGCAGGAGACCCGGGGCUUGCGCUGGAGGAGAGCUGUGGGGGUCGUCUUCUGCUGCACCUGCCUGCGGAAGCGAGGCUCCCCAGGCGAGGGGCUCGCCUGCCCCCGUCAGAAGAGAAGUCGCAGCUUUGCUCCCUGCUACAAGGAGAACGUGGAAUCGGUUGCAUCAGGACUCCCACUUCUGGAAUGGAUCCACAGGGGAUCGCGCUUUGAUAUCCAGAGGCCAGGGAAAGAUAAUGACAUGGACCUGGGAACUCUCCAAAACAACAUCAACAGCACUUUGGACAACGUUUACGAGGAUGGCCUGGAAUCGGACCACAGUAGGCCCCUUUCAAACAGCAACCCUCUCUGCAACGGAGAACAGGCCAGUCUUCUGACCGGAGGCGAUGUUGUCAAGCGCUCUCAGCCUCUGCUCAUCCAAGCCAAUAGAAAGCUGAAAGAGGAGGAGGAGGAGCAGCAGCGUGCCUUAUCUUUGCCCUCCAUCCCAAACCCUUUCCCAGAACUCUGCAGCCCCUCCAACUCACCCAUCCUCAGCAACUCCUCCUUGGGACCAGGCUCACCGCGAGAAGGAGGCUCUCAUGUAGUGAAGGUCUACAGUGAAGAUGGCACUUGCCGCUCGCUGGAGGUCACAGCAGGGACCACGGCUCGUCAUGUCUGUGAGAUGCUCGUCCAGAAGACUCACGCUUUGCAUGAUGAGUGCUGGUCCCUAGUGGAGGUCUAUCAGCAUUUGGCCCUAGAGCGAUGCCUGGAAGAUCAUGAGUCGGUGGUGGAGGUUCAGGCCACGUGGCCUGUUGGGGGUGACAGCAGGUUUGUCUUCCGGAAGAACUACGCCAAAUACGAGCUGUUCAAGAGCUCGCCACAGUCGCUGUUCCCCGAAGCCAUGGUUUCCAGCUGCCUGGAUGCAGCCAACAAGGGCAUGUCCCAUUCAGAACUUAUACAGAAUGUGCUGAAUUCAGGAAGCUGCCCCGAAAUCCAAGGUUUCAUGCACCUGAAAGAAGUUGGACGCAAAGUAUGGAAAAGGUUUUACUUCUCCCUACGGCGCUCUGGGCUCUAUUACUCAACCAAAGGCACAUCAAAGGACCCUCGACAUCUACAGUAUUGUGUCGACAUAAACGAAUCCAAUAUCUACUACAUCACCCAAGGCAAAAAGCAGUACAGCACCCCCACAGAAUAUGGCUUUUGCAUCAAGCCAUGCAAGGCGCGAAGUGGGGCCAAAGGCCUGAAGCUCUUCUGCAGCGAAGACGAGCAAAGUCGCACCUGCUGGAUGGCUGCCUUCCGCCUCUUUAAGUAUGGCAUACAGCUCUACAGAAACUACCAGCAGUGUCAAGCACGGCAAAGAGAAACAGCGUGGAUCGGGCCUGUACCCCUGCGGAGCGUGUCGGAUAACACCUUGGUGGCCAUGGACUUCUCGGGUUGUACGGGCCGGGUGAUUGAGAAUCCCAACGAGGUCCUGUCGGUCGCGUUGGAGGAGGCUCAGGCGUGGAGGAAGAAGACGACGCACCGAUACAGCCUGCCUACCCCGUUCCAGAGCUCCUCGUUCAGUGCUGCCAUCCACAGAACCCAGCCAUGGUUCCACGGACACAUUUCUAGAGAAGACACCCAGCGCCUUAUCGUUCAGCAGGGACUGGUGGACGGGGUCUUCCUGCUGCGGGAGAGUCAGCGGAACCCCAAAGGUUUUGUCUUGUCCCUCUGCCACCUGCAGAAGGUGAAGCACUAUCUUAUCCUUCCGAGCGAGGAAGACGGACACCUCUACUACACCAUGGACGACGGCCAGACUCGCUUUGCUGACUUGAUCCAGCUGGUGGAAUUCCACCAGAUCAACCGCGGCAUCUUGCCUUGCAAGCUGAAGCACUACUGCACAAGCGUCACCUUAUGAUAGGCUGUCUUCCCAAGCGGCCUUUCCCUGUGCCCCACAGAUUGGCCACAGCCGGUGACAGGGAGAGGGGGUCUGGGGAGCAGGUCUUUUUUUGAACUCUGUACACCGGGAUCGACUCCGAACUUUGAAUUGCUCCUUAAUAAACUUCAGCUGCUGCAAGCGACCCGAUUCGAACCUUCCCAUUCCACCACCACACCGUCAUCGAAAGCCUCCGGAUUUUGAGCAGACUCAAGGAUGGAUUCGAGGUCGCAGCAAUUGCACUUCACUUCUUAAGAGAACACGGCUCUGUUGGUGGGCGGCUUCUGCCAUGAAAGGGAACUGGUGUCCGCCUGACAGCUGAGUGUCCCGCUCCACUACGGGGCUUUGUGUACAUCUCUGAUCCAGGGCUUGUUUUGGUACCGCACGCAAGAGAUUUAGCUGCUACUUCAGUUCUCCUGCCUCCUAAUGUGUUCUCCUUUUCUGGGAGUUGCCUUUCAGGUUUGUUGUGGGUUUUGCAUCGCUUCGAAAACCUGUUUGACCGGAGGCAACAGCAGGGGACAAAAGAAAUAUUGGAUGCACACGCCACGGGAAGCGAUGCCUCUUGCACGCUAACUUCCAGCUCUCUUUUAACAACAGCGACAGAGGUUUGCCUGCCUCCAGCACUAGAUUUUCUGGGAGCUCCCACACCUUUGUUAGGAAAAUUUUCUCUUCUUUUUCUCUGGUGCUUGGCAUCGCAGCUUAUUUAAAGCGGCAGUCUCCUCUUGGGAUGCGGGGCCCAUGGGCAGAAGGCUGGUGGAGAGUCAGGAGGGAAUCCAGCGACAGUAGCUGAAGAUGAAAAGGAAAAAGACCCUGAGAUUAGAGUUUUAUGUGCUGCCAACUGAGCUGUCCCCCCCCCCUCCAGCUGUUGUCCAGGCAAAAACCAAGCCUGCACUGGAACUUUUUAUAGCUCUACCAGAUUAGAAGAGGCACACAGGAUGGGUGGGUGGGUUAUUGGCAUCGCCCUGGAGGCUAUCCUUUCCCAGGGAUCUCUUCAGUCUGCAGUCCCAAGUGUCUUUCCGCACAGAAAAGCAGAGGAACACAGAUUUGAAGUUGCUUGGUUCUAGUCCUAGCUGCUCCCCCCACUCGAACACACAGGGAUAUUCCUUUCAGCACUCUCUCCGGACACCCAAUUCUGAAUACAUUUAAACCCAAAGAUCUCGCCACACAGACACACACACACCCCACCAGCAUUCUUAUUGGAUAUUUGGUGCAAUAUGGCCAAUACCACUGUGCUGUAAUCCCCGGCUCUCAUCCUCUCAAGCUGCUGGGUUUUGUCGUGAGUUGGCUUGUGCUAUUGCAUCUAAGCAUCACAGGCAAGGAAUCGAGGUAGGAAUAAUUGGUUUUCUCCCCUUACAAUAAAGGGUUUUUUAAAAACACCCUGGGAUGGGGAGGAGGAGAAGCAGGAAGGCUCUGCCACUAAUGUCGUGCAAAUCUAUAAGGCCAGUAUCUACUGUGAUGAGUUGUGUAUAUAUAUAUAAGUGAUGAUAAUAAAUUGUAUUUUUUUUUCAUACAUUUGCUUUGAUUUUGUACACAAGAUCAGUUGUGAGAAAAGAACAAGCUAAGAACAGCCAAUUAAAUGAAUAGCAAAGAUCACCCUGUAAAGAAUCAACAGAUUAUUUUAUCUCUUUAUUUAUCUAAGACACACAAAACUUCUUACUCAUAAAUAAAAGUUUAUGUUUGAUAA
Messenger RNA from Podarcis muralis (Common wall lizard), 4790 nucleotides. RefSeq names its product growth factor receptor bound protein 7 (gene GRB7). NCBI's taxonomy places the organism in Eukaryota, Metazoa, Chordata, Lepidosauria, Squamata, Lacertidae. The record is from RefSeq and is a predicted model, not a curated record. Gene Ontology annotation, biological process: signal transduction.